GAUAUCCUUCGCCCUACUGCCCCUUCCGUGCCUCCUAUCGAUCACUACACUUCGUUCUUCCGUUUACGAUGGGCGUCAACGUCAAGAGCGAACACCAGCGCCAACAACUUCAGCGCCGGAAUAGUCGGUCGGCGCGGGCGCUGCAGCGCGACUCGUACGGCAGCAUCACCCUGCGUCGUCGCGAAGAGAAGGCGAAGGAGAAGGCGGAGAAGCGGCGGCGCUCGCAAAAGAAGUGGCGCGUGGUGGAGAUGUCCGAGAUCGACCACUACGACCCAUUGGUGCCGGUCAAAAUCAAGCUCGAGUCGGUGCCGGAAGGGCCUCCUAGUACAGAGUUUUGGCACCCGCGGAAGUGGAAGGAGUACCAGAUCCAGCUUGACCCGGAGGACCCAGCGGACCGGGCGGUGCUGGACGCCGUGCGGAGCGCGGAUAUCGAUAUUUUGUUGAGACACGCUGUCAUGAAGGUCGGGGAGCGGCUUGACCGAGUGUCGCGCCCCGAGGUGAUUGAGAACAGGAGGGCGUUGCGUGCGGAGAGGGAUCGGAAGCUUUCCGAAAAGUGGGAGGCGCGGAGGAGGGCGGAGCAAGCACAGAGGGCGGAGCAGGAGAGGCUGCGGAGGCUCGAGCAGGAGAAACGCGAAAGAGCACGAGCCGAGGCGGAGCUCACUUACAGGAACGAGGAGAAGCAGCUCGUGGACUACGAUACCUGGUGGGCGACGCCGUUGAAUGGCGCGCUCGGCUUCGACGACAUCCCGUGGCCGAUCUUUGGCGAACGCUUUCUGGAGCGUCUCACGAUGGAAAACGUCUGUGCAUUCAUCCUCCAUCCGGCACGAAUCGCGAUCACCAAAUCGGGAUCGUCUUUGCUCGAGAAGGAGCUUCUCUUAUGGCACCCUGACAGGUUCGUGUCGUCAGUGCUGAGCAGGGUGAGGGAAGGGGAGAGGGAGCAUGUGUUGUUUGUCAUGAAUCUGGUGUUCAAGGCUUUGACGACGCUCAAGGAAUCAACAUGA
Molecule: messenger RNA, 1001 nt
Organism: Punctularia strigosozonata HHB-11173 SS5
Lineage: Eukaryota; Fungi; Basidiomycota; Agaricomycetes; Corticiales; Punctulariaceae
Exons: 1
Coding region: 69-1001 (310 amino acids)
Biological process (GO): canonical NF-kappaB signal transduction
Source: RefSeq, a predicted model, not a curated record